UAUUUGGUCCCCGCCAUUAAACACAAAGGAAAGACGAAUACCCACUCGGCAAUUUCCGUGGAAACUGUUUCGCGGACGGCGGUGUCACUCAACACCUAGAUCCUACAACCAAGAUUUAGUCCGAACCUACCUUUCACUUCGCCACCGAAUAUGCCUCCAGUAUAGUAAAAAACGUUUAAUGUUUGGUCAAAUCAACCUGCCCCGUCCUUCAAACACUAUUUUGCAGACAAACUUUUGAGCGACCUGUCUGUUCAUUAUCAGUCAUGGAUGAUGAUGACAGCCCAGAUGAACUGAUAAACCACCGUAGAUGCCGCAAAAGAACUGUGCCACAGGAAAUUUCAGACUCUGAUGAUGAGAUUGAUGGGUCAGAAGAGGAUGAAUCAGGUGGCAGUGACGAAGAGGAGGGAGAAGAAAAUGAUGAGGAAUAUGAUGAGGAUGAAGAAGAAGAAUCUGAAGUUGAGGAUGCUGUUUUAGGCGCCGUCACAGCAAUGAGCUCAGACGAGGAUGCAGAUAAAUGUCCCAUCUGCUUGAACACCUUCAGCAACCAACCUGUGGCAACACCAGAGAACUGUGAGCACUACUUUUGCCUCGACUGCAUCCUUGCUUGGGCCAAGAAUGCAAACUCAUGCCCUGUGGACCGUAUUGCUUUCAACAGCAUUUCCCUCAGGAAGUCAUAUGGUGGUAAAGUGCAGAAAAUUAUUACAGUACAAAAACCAUUGAAGGAAGAUGAAGAGGUGGCUGUGGAUUUAGAAUUGGAGCUGACCAAUUGCGAGGUGUGUCAGGGUAGUGAUAGGGAGGACCGUCUUCUGCUCUGCGAUGGCUGUGAUGCUGGCUACCACAUGGAAUGUCUCACACCACCACUGGACACUGUUCCUGUUGAAGAAUGGUUCUGUCCUGAAUGUGUCACUAAUAACCACUCUGGAGAAGAAAAUCGAACCCAAAGCCUCCCUUCUACUGCCCAGCCAACCACCAGUCGUUCACAGUCCCGAACUGCAGGUCCUACACGAGCCAUCGCUCGCACUCAGCACAGUGAGCGGGUUCGAGCCAAUGUGAAUCGACAUCGCAUCACGCAGGCACGCACAUCACAGUUUGCUCCAACAUACCAGAUCCAGUCUACUUGGCUAGAUGACACCAUAAAUGCGGUGGUUGCUGGGCUGAAUACAGCUGUAUAUGUAAGGGACCUCACACCUCAUGCACCAAUCAGACGCCGGCGUAAGACUGGAACAUGCCGAAAGGGAACAAAAAAGGAAGCGCUCUCUGUUAAGGGUAAAAAAGGUCGUUCGACAAGACAUAGGAGGAAACGUAGAGUAAGGAGGGCUAAAUCCAAAAGGACACUGGUGGCUAAGAAGUUAACAACUCCUCGGAGCCGCAUUGCCAAUAGUCUCGGAUUGUCAAAGGACAAGAAGAACUGUUCACUUCCUACAGUUUGUCGCCCCUCAGAGCACACGCUAAGCAGCAUGCGAGCUGAUAUAGGUGCUGCAUCCCUUUCAAUCUACGGGGAUCCUUUUGACCUGGAUCCUUUUAUUGAUCGUGAAGAGGAUGAGCAAGAAGAAACAGUUAUGUCAUUGUUGGAGGCAAAGAGACGAGGGAUAUCUCAUUCUGCUUUUCGCUCUCACCAGCCUGUUGCUCGACCAGUCAGCACAGGUCUCUCAAGGCGGAGUAUGGAUGUUCCCCAAACUGGAGGUGUUGUGGAGGCAGCACCAAUGCCCGACCUCCUUGGUAGUAUUCUUUCAGGGCAAAGCCUGCUUUUGAUGGACAGCUCUGAUGUUUUCAUUAGUCGUGAUGGUUCCCUUAAAGCCUCUCAAUCAGCAGAAAGUUUGUCUACUUUGAAGUCAGAUUUAGGAAAGCCCAGCAGCUCCGAAGAAUCAAACGCUACUGCCUCGCCUGUGGUUUCAGACAGCCUAGGAGAAUGUUCUCUGUCUGAUCACUUCACCAGACAUCAAUCUGGACCUACUUAUGGCAACUUGAACAGACCUCUCUCCCAACGCUCCUCUCCGAUACCCUCAGAUGUCAACCAUAUGCAGCCGCCUCACUAUCCUGAUUUGCCACCUAGGGGUCAUUUGUGUUUCCAGCAGCCUCUUAAAAACCAAUCCUCACCAUCAUUUGGUAUUCAGAUUACCAAUGGAGUUUGCAGGGAAGGCACCACCUCUUCAUAUAAGGAGUCUGUCCUAAGCUCCUUUAGCAGAAAAACACUUCCAUCACAAUCUCAAAGUACCAAAGCAGCUACAAAGCCCGUGUGGGUGGAUGUGGACAUCCUCCCAAGGAUACCGAAAAUAAAACGAGACGCUGUAGAUGAUGGUAACAGGGACAUCAUUAAAAGCAAUUGUAGUUCUCCCACUGGUAGUAAUUCUGGCAUGCCUGAGACAGCCUUGAUCAACUUUGCAGGGGACAAAAACAGAGAUCGUCUUGCCCAACAAAGCAACAACACUGAACGCCAGUCACAAAAUCAAGGAGCUGGGUCCUCUAAACCGUUCUCCAACUCUUUCUCUUUUUCCUCCUCCACUUUCUCUCCUACACCACUUUCCAAUUCCUCAGUAUCAUCUUCAUCAUCCAUAAGCUUCCGCAUUAAUGCCAGUGGGAACUCAUGGCAUUCACGACGGCUCAGCCUCUCAUCAUCAUCUGCUAGUGGAAGCAACACACAGGGGGACAGGAAAGAGAAGAUGGAUGAAGCAAAGAAGAGAAAAGCGCACAGAGACAAACAGAAGCUGUUGCGGUCACGCACAACUCAAAGUAACAAACAAGACUUCAGUAUCUAUGACCCUUUUAAUCCAACUAUGUCAGACUCAAGUGGUUCUGACAGUGAAGGUGAGAGCUUGGGCACCAGGUGUCACCAACUUCGUGCAGCUCAUUCAGCGUUCACUCAAUAUAUAGCACAAAGUGAGCAGAAACUGGUUCAGGCGAAAACAAAAUCAUGUGCGAGUGAAGCCUCCCAAGGAGAACCAAGAGAAUCAGAGACUCCAUCACGGGUGGUCCAUUUCGCUUCAGGAAUUCUCAAAGUUGAAAAAAAUUCAAUGUUGGUGGAUGCAAAGACUGUUAACCGAUCAGCACAGAGUGGCAUCCAGGUAAAGAAGGAGCCAAGAAAGAAUGUUUUUGCACACAGUGAGAGUGAUUCUUCAGGUUCACAGACACCAACUUUUAUUUCACCUGUUCAACACAGUCUGGGCCAUAUAAAGCCAGAGGAGGAAAUUGCUCAGAGUGCCAUUAGUUCCCAAAAUGUUCCCAACAACAAAAAAAUUGAUUAUUUGAACUUAUGUUCUAUCAAGGUAAAAUUGAAGGAAGAAAUCAAAUCUGAUCCCGGGUCUACUCCAAGUGAUUUGGGCUGUGAAAAGAAAACUUCCACCACAGCAGUUCCAUCUAAAAAACAACACUCUACUUCAAGUAGCUCAGAAUCUGACAAAGGCAAGACUAAGAACUAUCUUGUCUCGAACCAGGGAGACCGGCAGAAGAAAGUGGACAAAAGGCGCUCAAGGUCACGAGAGAGAAGAAAGUGUUCAUUGUCACAAAGUUCUCAGUCCAAUUCUCCCAAGAGCGCCUGGAAAAAGAGACGACAGAGAUCUAGGUCCGGAUCCAGGGCGAGCAGUAGAGAGCGUUCAAGUAGGGAAAAAAAAGAACAAAAGAGCCGGGAAAGAACUCAUGGUAACGAAAGUAGCCGGGAGAGAACGGUGUACAGUGAUAGGACAUAUCAUCAGUCUCGGUCUAGAUCACGGUCCAGAGGUAGAUACAAGGACCAGAGAUGUGGACGGUCCCGCUCUAAAUCCCCGUCAUCAGCAUACAAGUCCAGAUCCAAGGAAAGAAGGAAAGAGCACAUGCACUCGUGGCAUGAACUAAAGCCUCAACUGAAAAACAGAAGGAGACCCAGGUCUAGAUCAAGUUCAAGAGAGCGAAGGAAAGUGGGUGGUCCAUUCAAAACCUUCCCCCAAAAUACAACAGAGUCAUGUUUUUUAUCCACAAAAUAUCACAAGGACCCUAAACAAGAGGAUAAAGUCUCCCUAAGCGCUGUAAAAAAAGAAGAAAUUGCUGAAGUAAAAAAACACAUUUCAGAACCUACCUUUGCUGCUAAAGUUAAAAAUAAAGAUGACAGUGAAGAUAAUAUGGCCACUUCUUCAGUAAUGAAGAAAGAAAUACAAGAAAUUAAAGAGGUGAAGAAAGAAGAGCUACAAUCUAUAGAUAUGUUCCAACAUUCUCCCAUCUCCACACACAUUAAGGAAGAAGAAGAGACUCCCUAUGGAAUGAAAGAAGAGCCCAUUAUGAUAGAAGUGUGUAAAAUGACCGAGACACAAGGCGUUUGUGAAAACAUUCAAAUCAAAGCAGAGCCUGUGUCCUUAGACUUGUCAGUCACCUCGCCUCAAACCAUAAGUAGUCACCAGGAGGCACCUAAUCACUUUCAGCCCGAUGUCAAGGCCCCAGUUGACCAGGCAAACAUAAUUGAGCUUAAUGCCCCCGUGAAGCAGCCCCCAAUAUCUGAUGAAGACAUCUCCAUUGAUGUGGUGCAUGAGAGCCUUGACUGUGUGAAGCAAGAACUCACCGAGGACAUUAGUGCCAAUAUCAAACAGGAAGACACCAGACAGGAAGGGACGACUGAGGCAGAACAGCUGUCGGCUGCAUCAAAAGUUAAGAUUCAAGGGAAGAGGGUGACCUGGAAUAUACAAGAGCCUGAUGGAGUGCAACCAGACAAGUCUUUGAGCAAGCUGGCUUUGAAUAAAAGAAAGCUAAAACAGGAGGUAGCUCACAGACCUUCAUCUAAUACCCCUGAUCAGGACACAAUUGGACCUGGUUCAGUCAGUGAUUCAUCCAAGGGCGACAGUGCUACUCUACUGACUGGCACUGGCUGUCAAGCGUAUUUAAAGAAACUUCAUAUGCAAGAGAGAGCUGUUGAAGAGGUCAAACUAGCCAUCAAACCUUUCUACCAGAAGCGAAAAAUCACCAAGGAGGAAUAUAAAGAGAUUUUACGCAAAGCUGUGCGAAAGGUGUGCCACAGCAAGAGUGGGGAAAUAAACCCAGUGAAGGUGGCCAAUCUGGUCAAGGCUUAUGUUCAGAAGUACAAAUAUGCUCGGAAACACCAGAAAUCUGAGACCGAGGCCAUAAAGGUGACUGACAGCAACUGAUCCACGUCCUAUCAACUCUUAUUCACUUUUUCACCAGAGAGGGUCUGGUAGAAAGAUUCCAUGUUUUUCAUCACAAUGGACAGAUUUUUGUCUUUUGCUGGGAUGCAAGUGAAGAACUUUUCUUUUCAUGUACAGCCCAAGUUGUACUUUUAAAAGACUUUUCCCCAAGGUAGUACUGUCCACUGAUUCCUUGCUCACAUUUAAUGGUGACGAAUCACCAUCCGUAACCUUUUGUUACUAAAAUAUAUAUCAGUGGUCAAAACUGAACUAUUGGUUUACAGGCAUGUUUUAUGUUGGUAUUUAAAAU
This is a messenger RNA of Syngnathoides biaculeatus (alligator pipefish), 5412 nucleotides long. It is a transcript of the gene phrf1, whose product is annotated as PHD and ring finger domains 1. The transcript has 19 exons. The record is from RefSeq and is a predicted model, not a curated record. NCBI's taxonomy places the organism in Eukaryota, Metazoa, Chordata, Actinopteri, Syngnathiformes, Syngnathidae. The coding region runs from base 264 to 5105 and encodes 1613 amino acids.